This is a messenger RNA of Spodoptera exigua (beet armyworm), 3648 nucleotides long. NCBI's taxonomy places the organism in Eukaryota, Metazoa, Arthropoda, Insecta, Lepidoptera, Noctuidae. The record is from the annotation of a GenBank genome assembly.
AGCAUUGUUAGACCUGUCAAUCAAAUGAAUCUGAAUACAAACAAAACUUGAAAUGUCGUUAGUUCUUUGGAAUGUAAUAUUGUAAAAAUAAUUUAAAACAGAACAUGCACACAAUUUCAUUUUUACAAUUCUAACAUGUCAUUACUUCUCGAAAUUCAGAACGACAUUGAUAAAUAGUAAUUGGUAAAUAUUUUUGUGUGUGUUCUGUAAAACUUGCAAAAUGGGUGAAGCUUAUUUUACUUUGAAGCGUAAACUGGAAGAUCUCGGUUAUAACAUCACGUUACCAAUAGAUGCAGUUCCCUUAGUAGAAUGUAUACUAGCAGACCUUUUACAAACUACACGCAGCUUGCAACAUUACAUGGAUUUGUCGAAAGAAGCUCUUAUGCAGCGAGAUUCUUUGAUGAUGGAAGCAGAGCCCUACAAAUGCGAUAACGCUAAACUUAUACAGGAAAACAAUCAACUACAUAAAAAAGUGAUGAAGCUGACUGAGGAUAAUCUAAAACUUGCUAAAGAAUCAAAAAGAAAAAUUAAAAGCUUAACUGAAGAGCUUAUGAAAAAGGAUGCAACUAUCAGUAAACUGCAGCAUGACAUACGAGACCUCAGUCUUAGAGGUUUGUGUACAGACACUUUCAGUAGUCGAAACAAAAGCAAAAGGAAGGAUGGGGAGAGCACCAGCUUAAGCAAAGCAUGUAUAUGUAAUGAGAGAAAGAGUGCAUACAGUGACAAAGAUGUAACAGAACUAACCAAUAAGAUUCAUGCCCUUGAAGAAAAGAAUGAUGUGUACUGUGAUGAAAUAUUGGUUCUCAAAAAUCAAGUUGAACAUAGGGAUGAAGAAAUUAUACGCCUCAAUAUGCUCUUAGAAGGUGGUAGACCUCUUACAGCUAUUAGUAAAGAUUGCUGCAACCUAAGCUCCAGUGAAAGAGUCCAGAAUUUACUUAAAGAUCUAAGGGAACUAGAAUCAGCCAAUGAGCUCCUGAAAAAAGAGGUUGAUAGUGGGUUAGAGAAACAGCAUGAAGCCAUGCUCAGAGCACUCAGUCUGGCAGACAAGAAUAAAAGUUUACAAGAAGAAUUACAUAAGGUUGACACACUGGCAUUAAAAGUUGAAGAGGAUUGCAAUAAAAGACUGGCUUCAAUGACAAAAGAAGUAGAUUUUUUACAAAAGAGAGUGGAAGGUUUGGAAUUGAAAAAUUCAGGAUUAGAAAGAAAACUUCAGGAACAGCAAUUAAGUGCAAAAGACAAUACACCUAGGAUAAUUAAAUUGCAGGGAGAGUUGACUACAGCUUUAAAAGAAAAUGAUGCCUUACACAAUGAAGUCAGGGAUUUGGUAGAUCUAAACAAAAAUUUGCAAGAAAAGAUUUUCACACUACCCCAAGUGAGCAAACCAGAUCAUAGUGAUGAAUAUGGAUAUAAUAAAGAUAAAAUGGACUGUCUCACAAAAACUGAUUUACAAAAGCUCCUAAGAGAAGAAAGAAAUAAAUAUGAGCUUCACAUGACAAGUUUUCAAGAAAAAAUGAAUGAACUUAUGAACACCUUCAAUCAACACAUGUCCAAAUGCAAAGAUAAGGAAAGUCCUAAAGUAAGUCAUUCCAAUGACAAUGCAUUUAUAAGAGACUUGCACAAUAAAUUGUGUGAAGGAGAACAAAAGAUUUUGAUGUUAAUGAAACAAAAUGAUGAAUUGAAAAGAAAAACAAGUUAUCUUGAAGAGAACAGUAAGCAGAACUAUAAAGAUGUUAUUAGCCAGCUAAAUGUAGAAAAUGCUGAGCUAUCAAAAGAAAACAUUGAAUUAAGUAAGCAGCUAAGUCAAUAUAAAAAUUUGAGCACAGUCAAACACAGUGACAGAGGUGAUUUCUAUAAAAAUGAUGCCCAAAAGCUGAAGGAUCAAGUAAAUGAAUUACUUAAUCAAAUACAAUUGUUGAAAAAAGAUAAACAAGAAUAUAAUUUAAGAUAUAAAGAAGCACUAGAGUUAUCUGAAAAAUUAAAAAUGGAUUUGGUAUUUAAACAGAAAGAAAUUGAGCAUUUAGAAGCAGAAAACUGUUCAUACAAAAUGACAAGUAGAAAUGGAAUGGCUUCCACUGAACAUUUAAAAGAAGAAUGCAACUUUUUGAGAGAGCAGCUAAAGAAAAUGCAAUCAGAUGUUAUCAAGGAAAAAACCCUUUCAAGUCAAAUUAAAAAUAUCCAGUUAGAAACUGAAAGGAGUGGCAAUGAAUUACAAAAUGAAUUAUUGAAUGUACAGAAGAAACUUAGCUUAUCCAAUGACACAAUAGAAUCAUUGGAAAGAAAGUGCAAAGAACUACAAUCUGAAAUCUCAUCUUUGAGAAAUGACAAGUCGAAUCUCAUAGAUAACAUUAAAAAAGUUGACCAAGAACGUGAUAAACUUGUAAUAGAGCUGGAUCAUAAGACAGAAAACACAUGUAUGCUUGAACAAAAGAUAAAAUCACAGAAGUAUGAGAUAGAAAAAUUAGAAAAUGAAGUUUCAGAAUUGAAGAGAAAGUUAACUGUUAAUAAAGUAUCUGAGCAUAAGCUAGCAGAUCAUGAAACACAAAUUACUUUCUUAAAUGGUGAAAUACAACGGCUUACUAAACAACUUGAUACUGCUAUUAUGGAAAAUAAACAUCUGCAAAAUAGUUUGGCUGAUGCCAAUGGUACAUUAAAGUUAACAAAAAUAGAAUAUGAAAAAUCUCGUAAAGAAGUAGAUACUUUAAAACAACAGCUGCAACAUUAUGUUGCUGAAAUCAGACGCAUUGAAGAACUAUUAUCUCAAAAAGAGGCAGAGAGAGCUGACAUGUUAGAACAUUUUGCCAGUCUCUCUGUAGAAGCUAACAUUUUGGAGAACACAAAUCACUCUCUGGAGAGUGAAUCAGCUUCUAAAACAGUACAGCUACAGACUUCUACAAGCAGGAUUCAAACCUUAGAAGCUAAAUUGAUGGACAAGGAAAAUAUGGUAGAGGCUCAAGCCUCAAGAAUAGCUGCUAUGCAAUGCAAAAUAAAUUCUUUGGAGAAUGAAGUAAAACUUAUUUCAGAAGAAAAGAAUAUUCUGGAACAAAAUGUGUCAUACUUGAAGCAAAUGUGCAGUAACUUACAGUCAGAAAAUUGCAAUACUCUCAGAGGAAUAAAUGAAACUGAUUCUGAAAUGAAACUGUAUGAGACAAGGAUUAAAAGCCUUUCAAAUAAAAAGACGAAACUAGAAGUAGAGAAUGAAGAAAUGAAACAGAACUUAGAGACUACAGAAAAGUUGUUAUCAAAUGCAAGAAAAGAGAUUGUAGAAUUAAAAUUAGCAUUACAAGAUGCAACUUCGGAAACUAAAUUAUUGCAAGAAAGUGUCAACAGAUUAAGCAGAAGAGAUGAUGAACCUCGUGAGCCCUCAACUUCCAGGGUGAAGAAUCAUGAAUAUGACUUACCUCUUAUGCUGGAUGAGAUUCAUGAAGAAAGCCACGAGGAUGAUGAAGAAAGCACAAGAUAUAGAACACGUAAAUCUUUUGCAAAAUAUUCUCAUAGUAGCAGCACUUUAUAAGUAUGAUAGUUAAAUUCUAUAAUUUUCAAAUACAGGGUAAGAGGUAUACUAUCUACAUAUAUAUUGUUUAUCUGUAGAAUGAAAUUGUUACAUUAUUUAUUUAAAAUAUUGUAUUAUGACAAUCUUGGGUUCUAGAU